Messenger RNA from Megachile rotundata (alfalfa leafcutting bee), 3877 nucleotides. Its product is annotated as dnaJ homolog subfamily C member 10. Gene Ontology annotation, biological process: IRE1-mediated unfolded protein response. Lineage: Eukaryota; Metazoa; Arthropoda; Insecta; Hymenoptera; Megachilidae. Gene Ontology annotation, molecular function: misfolded protein binding; protein-disulfide reductase activity; oxidoreductase activity, acting on a sulfur group of donors, disulfide as acceptor. Gene Ontology annotation, cellular component: endoplasmic reticulum lumen. The record is from RefSeq and is a predicted model, not a curated record.
AUAUUCCUCCUACGUGCCGCCCGCGCAUGCCACGAAGGAAUAACCAUAUCCUCGUAGACUUUAAUACAAAAUUGAAUUUGCUCGCGCUUAUGUACUUGACUUUUCAACUUUUUUAUCCUCGCUUUUCUCUUGCACCACUCAACUAAUUCAACCGGAUGACACGGUUGACUAUUCUUGCUUUAGCGUGAAAUUUACUCGCUCGCUCAACAUUGUUAGGUUAGGCGCGGAGCGCCUAAUCAAACGGACCUAGUUAUUUCUUACUACACAGUGCAUUGUAUACAUAGAGUAUGUAUGCAAACUUCUAUCUAAAAUUAGUGUUGAAUUAUUACAUAUCUGACAUAGAACUUGUAGUUUUAGAGAGGCUUUGAUGCGCGUCAAGAGGAUCGACAAAAAAAAAUACAUUUUUCUAUCUCAAGUGUUGGGAAAUAUAUGUGGGUGUUUAUGUAGCAAACUAGCAGGACGAAUAUCAAUGUACUCUACUUCCUUUUUGUCGUUUUGUGUCCGUUCACGAAGACUCGGCUAAUCUAUAGGUGUCUAUAAAAAAGAAACAAAUGAAUUUAAAAACUAAUUUGUUUGGAGUACUAUAUCUUUAAAAUCGCUACACAUAAACGUGUAAGAGUACAGGAUCGGAGAACAAAAUGAUUAUAAGAAAAAUGUAUAAAAUGAUUAAUAUAUAUACAUUUAUUGUUAUUGUUGAUAUAAUAUCCAUGAGCAUGGGAAAUGAUUAUUAUGAAAUUCUUGGUGUAAGCAAAACAGCUGAUUUGAAAGAGAUCCGAAGAGCAUUCAAGAAAUUGGCAGUGGCAGAACAUCCUGAUAAAAAUAAUGAUGACCCCGUAGCUCAUGAUAGAUUCAUUCAAUUAAAAAAAGCUUAUGAAACACUGAAAGAUCCAGUUUUAAGGAAAACAUAUGACAACUAUGGAGAGAUGGGUCUUGAUAAUACAAACAGAGGAGGAGGUUUUUAUUCUUGGAAUUAUGAAAAUGAUUUUGAAUUAUAUGCUAAUGAUCCUGAAAUUAUUAAGCUCAAUAAUAAUGAUUAUUUUGAAAGUGUUAUAAACACAGAAAAAGCAUGGAUAAUAAAUUUUUAUUCUCCCAUGUGUAGUCAUUGUCAUCGUCUUGCACCAGUUUGGAGGAAACUUGCAAAAGAAUUUGAUGGAGUUGUACGAAUAGGAGCUGUAAAUUGUGAGGAUGAAUGGCAACUUUGUCAUCAGAUUCCAAUACAAUCUUAUCCCACUUUAAUGUAUUAUCCAAAGUAUUCAAAAGAUGGAGAACGUUAUAGGGGUGAAAAGACAUAUACUGCCAUUACGGAUUUUAUUUUAAACAAUUUGGAGGUUGAUAUACACGAAAUAGACGAAUCAUUGGAAAAUUUUAUUUUACGUGGUAAUAAUGGAACAACGAAACAUAUAUUAAUAUUUGUUUGUGGUGUACAUCGAAACUGUUUUAUGUCUGUCGAUCGUCUCAAAAUCGCAGCAAUAUUCGAAAAUGUGAUUGAUGUAAAAAUACUUUCCUGUGAUGAAGAAGAGAAGUGCAAAAAUAUGGCAGAUUCUCAAGAUAUUAACGCGAUUUACUUGUCCGCGUUUAAGAAUAAUUCUUGGCACGUUGUUCGUUUCAAAAAUAUAAACAAAGCAGAAGUGUUAAUAGAGAAAUUGUUGGAACAUUUACCAGAUCCUGACGAACUUGAUGAUGAUGAAUUUUAUAAUAUUAAGAAAUAUUUGGACGAAGGAAAUAUAUCCGACUCGAGUUGGCUUUUAUAUUUUUAUAUUGGAAAAAUGACUGAACUAGAUGCAUUACUGAAACGACUUUUUAGUAAUAUUAGCGUUGUUAAGAUAGGUAAAAUUAACUGUGGCAAACAUUCACGUAUUUGCAGUACAUUUAAUGUAGAUCAUUACCCAAUGUGGGGUAUUCUUAAACCAGGAGGAGCAUUCGAGUUCUAUCGUGGAAAGGAUCUAUUUAAUGAUAUCGUUAAAUUCGUGUACAGUAGUAUAAAGUCAUUAAAUGUGUGGACAUUGAACGAAAAACAAGUGAUAUCCAUAAUGGAAGGAAAGAAUGCCAAUGAAGCAUGGUUUCUGGAUUGGUAUGCACCAUGGUGUCCUCCUUGCAUGCACUUUUUGAAAGAAGUUCGCAAAGCAUCAAUGGAAUUUGACAAAUCUGUAGUUCGCUUUGGGACUAUAGAUUGCACCGUAUAUACUACAAUUUGUCAGCGACAGAACAUACGUUCAUAUCCAACUGCGAUGCUCGUAAACGGAACCAAUGUUCAUAAAUUUUCAAUGCUGAAAACAGCUGCCAACAUUGUUCAAUUUAUUACUGAAACGCGAAAUCCCACCGUGAUACGACUCUCGUUAAAUAAUUUCGAGGAUGAACUUGGACAAAGAAUGGGUAAACAUAUUUGGUUCAUCGAAUAUUUUGCACCGUGGUGCGCACCUUGCCAACGACUAAUACCCGAAUGGAUUUCCGUCGCGAACUCUCUAUCUAUACUUUCAUCCGUAAAAGUAGCCAGUGUCGAUUGCGAAGCGGAAUCUGUUUUAUGCGCAUCUCAAGGAAUACGUAGUUAUCCCACUAUAAGGAUAUAUUUGAACGAAAAUAACGAUUUAUCUAAAUUUGUUUCAUAUAAUGGACAACGAGAUUCAGUUUCAAUAUUACAAUGGUUCGUACAAUUUCUCCCGCGGAAAGUAAGGGAUUUGAAUCCAUCGACUUUAAAAAGAGAGGUAUUAAACGAUAGAAACACGUGGAUCGUUGAUUUUUAUGUUCCAUGGUGUGAACAUUGUCGAAAACUUGAACCUCAGUUGGCUUUAGUAGCUCAAUUGAUGGGGAAAAAGAUACAAUUUGGUCGACUCAACUGUGAAAUUUAUAUUAACGAGUGUGCUGCUGCUGAAGUUAGAUUUUAUCCAACAUUGAUGGCGUAUGAUUUUCGAUAUAGUGCAAAAAAACUUGCGAACGGUUACCAAAUUAGCGAUACAGUGGCAGACAGUAUAAAACGUAGUAUUCUAGACUUUGUUGCCCGCAUUAAUCACGAUGAAUUAUAGAAUCUUUAAUUGUACGGUUUAUAUACAUAUCGGGCAUCGAAUAUUACUAACAGGAACAAAAUCAAUAUUUGUAAGACUAUUCUUUUGUAAUAUAAUUAUUUACAUUGUAACACUGCCAAAGUUAUUAGAUAUAGUAAAAUAUUUUCUAUGCAUUAUCUUAAUCCUUACGCUUCCCAACUAAUCCAUUAUACUUACUUGUAAAAUAAAAGAAAUAAAUUUGCUACAAGUUUUUCCUUUUUUUUUUUUAAAUAAAAGCACAAAAGAAAUAUUGAACAAGAAUAUAUAUUUGUUUGUAAAAAUGCAUUUAUUUACAUACGGAGGCAGUGCUGAUAUCAAAUGCAGUGGUUUGUCGUGUAUAUGCAAUUGUUUUGGUCAUAGCUUUAAGUGUUAAAUAUAAUUUGUUAUAGGCAUUUUAAAAAAUUUCCCAUUUCGGUUACAAUUAUAACGUUUAACAAUCACCGUUUAUCAAAAUGCGAAUCAUGAUUCACGUUAAAUAUAUUCUAGCCGUCAUGGGAGAGCAAGUUCAACGUUCAUUUCCGUUGAAGAAACGAGGAAAAGGUAGAACAAAAUUUCACAAACAUUCGAAAGAAAUCUGUGUUUUCCUUUUCAUAAGUGUAGUAUUUGAAAGAAUACGUGUAAUAUUAAGUUAAAAAUGCCAAAAGUCAUUUCUGGAGGUGAUAAUUUUACAGUUUUAAAAAAAUGGUCGUCUUCCUUUCGGUUAACCAAUAGGCAAACAAAUGUCCAACAGCGAUAUAAAAUAAUUUAUUGACGUAGUAUUCGUAAAUAUAGUGUAUUCUUUUGAACGUUUACAAAAUGAUAACGUCCGUCGAUGUGUUUAGCGUCGCAUUAUUGGCUAA